AUGAACGUGGCAGACAUGCUGUCGAGCGCCGCCCAUUCCCUCGUGCCGAAGCAAUUGCCAGCCUGGCCCCUACGGUGCGAUGACCUCCAACUUCCCCGCCGUAUUCCAGUGAUCGCCUUUGGAACUGCACCCUUCUCGGUCGACACCGCACCCGGCGUCGGCGCCAUAAACCGAGACCUCAUUCGCAUAUGCAGCCGCGCCAUCGACGCAGGUCUCUUACACAUUGACUCCUCCGACAGCUACAAUACUGAGCGGGAGAUUGGCUACGCAAUCCGCGAGACUCUGAUUCCGAGGGACGACCUCUACCUCAGCUCCAAAGCCCAGCUGGACUGGGACCACAUUGAAGACUCCAUCGACCGGACGCUGGGGCACUUGGGCGUCAAGUGUCUGGAUCUGUACCUCCUCACCAUUCCCUCGGGAGCCCCGCGACCUUCCAAAGAGCAGAGCGAAGAAUUCGACUGGGUUCUUGAGUGUGCUGGUAUCACCCCUAUCGCCAACCAGCUGCAUUUCCACGACUACCUCAUGCACCGCGACAAGGGCUUUGUCUCGGCCAUGCAGCUGUUGGGCUGCCAGAUCAUGGUCUUUGAUAUUCUCAACACCGUCAGGAAAUUCAGGCGCUACCCCUUUGAUCAGCUGCUCGACAAGAUGGCCAGAAAGUACGACGCCCCGAGACAGAACCUUCUCUACAGCUGGGUCCUCUCUCGCGACCUUGUCGUCAUCACCUCGGACCAAGACCCCCACGGCAUGGACUGGCUCAUGCGCACACCCAACAUCAGAAUGCUUGCCCACGACCGCGAGUACCUCGCUAUGUUCGGCCUGUCCUACCUAGGCCCUUGGUGGAAUCCACGGAAGGAUGAUAUAAUUCCACAAUAUAUCGUCAAGCCGUUAGACUUUGGCUCUGGAACCCUUUCAGGCAGCAAUUUACCAAGUGUCACGAGCGAGGACUCGGCGGUUAAGGACUCAAAGGGCAAGGGACUUGCAGUGGACGACGAGGAACAGGGGACAGGGGGGAGAAGAGCAGAAGCCAGUCGACAAGGGCAAAGGAAUCCAAGUCGACAGCCCUGA
Molecule: messenger RNA, 1065 nt
Organism: Lasiosphaeria miniovina
Lineage: Eukaryota; Fungi; Ascomycota; Sordariomycetes; Sordariales; Lasiosphaeriaceae
Product: NADP-dependent oxidoreductase domain-containing protein
Exons: 3
Coding region: 1-1065 (354 amino acids)
Cellular component (GO): cytosol
Molecular function (GO): aldose reductase (NADPH) activity
Source: RefSeq, a predicted model, not a curated record